Molecule: messenger RNA, 1170 nt
Organism: Eimeria necatrix
Lineage: Eukaryota; Apicomplexa; Conoidasida; Eucoccidiorida; Eimeriidae
Source: RefSeq, a predicted model, not a curated record
AUGCAAAAAAGAUGCAUUUGCAUGCAAAAAAAGAUGCAUUUGCAUGCAAAGGGUAUUUGCGUUUGUGUUGGAAAAGAAAACGCGGGAAAGAAAAAUAAAACAAAGAAAAGGAAAAUUGAAAUUAAGUUUUGGGAAGUGCUCAGACAGCAAGUUCGACUAAGUCCUCGAGCUGUGGACCACUGGUCACCUGAGUGGACCACUGGUCACUUGCUCGUUCUAAGAACAGCAGCAGCUGCUGCUGCAGCCCCGCUCCUGCUGCUGCUGCUGCAGCAGCACCCGCUGCUGCAGCGCCAGCCAACAGUGCAGCAGGACCGCCUGCUGCAGCAGCCUGUACAGGAGCAGCAGGAACAGCCAGGGCCUGUGGGGCAGCAGCAACGGCUGCUGCGGGUGCAGAGGCAGCUUGCAGCAGCAGCAGCAGCUGCUGCAGCGGCUGCUGCUGCGCGUUCCCAGCAUCGGGCGCUGCAGCAGCAGCAGCAGCUGCUGCUGCUGCUGCUGCUGCUGCUGCUUGAACAGCAAAUAGUAAAGGCAGGCCAGACACCCCAGAAAGCCCGGGCCGAUGGUGCCCCAGUGAUCGGACGCCAUCGCCACCAAAACAGAAACGGAAAGCGAAACACUAAUGACUCUCUUCAGAGUCGGGUGAGGCGACAGCACAAACAGCGAAGGCCAAAAGAGGCAAAUUUUGGCGGCCAAGGCGCCCACGACGACAUCUCUGUUAGCAGCAAAGACAGCAGCAGCAGCCGCAGCUGGCUGAAAACGCCAGCAGCAGCAGCACCGAAGAAGGCAGCAAGCAGCGGCCCAACGGGGCUUUCAAUAACAUCGAAGACGAGCCCUUUUGCUGCUGCUGCUGGCGCUGCUGCUGCUGCUGCUGCUGCUGCUGCUGCUGCUGCGAGCGCGGCCCCGAGCGCGAAGGGCAGCGCCGCGAGAGCAGCAGCAGCAACUGCAGCAGCAGCAGCAGCAGCAGCAGCAAGCAGCAGCACGUCGUACAGCGGAGCUUCGAAGAGAAAAAAGCCGAAGCAAACAAAAGCCAGACACCAGCGCAUUGAAACCAAAGACACCCAGCCCUCCGCAGCAGAUCCUAUCGCCAUUUUCUGCAGCAACACGCAGCAGCAGCAGCAGCAGCAGCAGCAGCAGCAGCAGCAGCAGCAGCAGCAGCAGCAGGAGUGGGUCUGA